CCGCCCAAUGGAAUCUGAUCAGGGAAACCCGCGGGCGGGCCCGGCCUCACGCAGGCCCAGUGCGCCGAGACCAGCAGCGGGGCGGGGCCGCGUAACGGGCGGGGUCACUAACCAAUGAUAGCGCGGCGCGGGAGGUGGGAGGCGGGCCUUCCGCGUGACGGGCAGGACCGCUAACCAAUGACAACACAGCACUGGCGGGGGAAGGCGGGCACAGCGCGUGACGGGCAGUCGCGCUGUCCAAUGGGGCGCGGCGGGAAGGGGGGCCGAUUCUGGAAGCCAUUACGCCAGUGCCGCAGGGCCGCGGCCGUUCUGCGGGGCCGCCGGGCGGGCGCCGUACGCAAUUUGCGUAUCGCCGGCGGUGCCCGGGGGGGAGCGGGGGGCACCGACCCCUGCGGGCCCUUAGGGGCCUCGGGGCCCCCCUGCCGUCCCCGUCCCCCCGGGGGGGGGGGGGCCCUGCCACCCCUCGGCCCUGCCCGGCGCCCCCCGUGUCCCCCCCCUCCCGCGGUGUGACCCCCGGUGCCCCCACAUGGCCAUGGCGUCGCCGCCGGCCCCGCCGGCCAAGAAGCGUAAGAUGAAUUUCUCGGAGCGGGAGGUGGAGAUCAUCGUGGAGGAGCUGGAGCGGGGCAAGCACCUCCUGGUGAACCACUUCAACGCGGGCGUGCCGCUGGCCGCCAAGGCCGCCGCCUGGCACGACAUCCUGCGCCGGGUCAACGCCGUGGCCACCUGCCACCGCGAGCUGCCCGAGGUCAAGAAGAAGUGGUCCGACCUCAAGACCGAGGUGCGGCGCAAAGUGGCCCAGGUGCGGGCGGCCAUGGAAGGGGGAGGCGAGGGGCAGAACGGCGGCGCCGGCACCACCGAGGGCGAAGACCCCGCGGGCGCCGCGGCCGCCCCGGUGAUCCUGACCCCGAUGCAGCAGCGCAUCUGCAACCUGCUGGGAGAGGCCACCAUCAUCAGCCUACCGAGCGGGGACUGCGGCGCGGGGGACGGCGGAGACAUCCCCAUCACUGCCUCGGCCACCACCGUCACCCUGACCCAGAUUCCUGCAGAGACAACCUACCACAGCCUGGAGGACGGGGUGGUGGAGUACUGCACCACAGAAGCCCCCGCCACAGUGACCACGGAGGCGCCCCUGGAGAUGAUGGCCCACCAGCACGAGGUGUCCGCCAAGCCCCAGGAGCUGAAGAGCCGCAUCGCCCUGAACUCUGCCAAGCUCCUGCAGGAGCAGCGGGUGACCAACCUGCACGUGAAGGAGAUCGCCCAGCACCUGGAGCAGCAGAACGACCUGCUGCAGAUGAUCCGCCGCUCCCAGGAGGUGCAGGCGUGCGCCCAGGAGCGGCAGGCGCAGGCCAUGGAGGGCACGCAGGCGGCGCUGAGCGCCCUCAUCCAGGUCCUCCGCCCCAUGAUCAAGGACUUCCGUCGAUUUUUGCAGAGCAACACGUCCAGCCCGCCAGUCGCCGCCGAGCCCGGCCAGGCAGGGCAGCAGGAUGAUCUAUAGCCUUUAAAUGACUUCUGAUGUGGAGAGUUUUGUCAGGAUAUCACAGUGCUGCAGCUGCCCAAGGUACAGUGAUCAUAAACUGUAGUGAAUGCAUUUCUGGCUCUUGCUGAAAGCAUUUACUGGAAGCGUGGCACCGGAUGUGGUAGAACCUUCUCUCUGCACUGAGAGCUACAGAAUCUGCUCCUGCAGCAUAACAUCCACCCAGCCCCUGCAGACCAGCACCAAGCCUCCAUGCAGUCCAAAUCCCACCCACGUCCCCUGAGGAUAUCAAUGGGACUAAAAUAGUGCGUUCACCUCAUGCUUUAUCUACGUGCUGCAGUUAUGAAAUUUUGCUGUCACCUUGGCAGAUGAGAUGAAAGUUUCAUGUCUUGGUUACCAGAAACUGUCCCGGGACACAUGUUGGAGCAAUGUCUUUCCUGUCGCAGCGUUAAAUACCCAAGGGACUGGAUGAGUUUUACUCAGGGGGGUGUAACAGGUGAAACUCCACCUCUGCCUCAUCUGCAUAGUGUGUCACCUCCAGAAUACCUUAAUCCAUCAAAGUGGACCUGGACUACACAGCUUCAGCCAUGCAGGAAUUCCCAACGUUUAGGAGUUUGUCAGCCACUGAUUUAAUGGAGUGAAUUUUGGGGCAUUACUUGGUUCUGCUGGUGGAGGUGUUUGUUCUGUAGUGCCUGGGAGCUGGAAGUGAGUCCAGCUGUUCUGUGUUCAUCUGCUGGCUGGCCUCGAGUGGUGGCAUCCUGAGAAACAGAGCUGAGGUUCUCACUGUCCUAUACCGUUAUACAGGGUAAAACAACAUCGCAGCCACCUCUUUGAGGUGUUCAGGCCUUGGAGCUCAGUCUUUAAUGAGAAAGCUUAAUUGCACAGGAUGGUCAACAUGAUUCUCACAGACUUGCAGCGACUUCAUAAACUUUUAAAUUAAAGCUCCACUUGUACAUGCAUGGAAGAAAAAAGAAAAAGAAGGAAGCAUAAUUCUUCCUCUCCCUGUACCUUGCAAAGUGUGUCACACCUAACGGGCUUGUUGCUUGCCAGGUAUUACUUUUGAAAUGGAACUUUUCCAGAGCUAGUAUUUACUUGCUGUUAAGUCUCCUUUAGGGCUGAUGAGGGAGUGGAUUUGCACAAUCAAAUGAAACCUUUACACAGCCUUUAAUGGGGGGAAUGCUGAUGGGGAACCCCUGGUUAGAGCAGAAGUGAAGAGGCCACCGCUGCCUGUCCCUGGGCCUUUACUCAUCUCCUCUCAUCUGCAAAUCUGAUGAGGGAGAAAAAGACAGCACAGUGAGAAGGGUUUGGUCCCUGGAAGAGUCCCAACCCCUUGGGACUGACACCUGAGCUGAGUCUGGGCAGAUCAGCUGCCUUGUCCUGCCUUGUCUGGCAUCUCGCCUCAUGAGUAACACUUGCCUGACUCUUCCUCUUGGACUUUGUGGAAUCAAAUCAAUUGCUCAAUUGAAAUUUAUUUUUAAAGUGAGAACUAUGUCAUAUGUGUUGGUUUACCUCAUUUGUGUAAUGACCUCUCCUUUACAAAUACAGAUUUUAAUAAAAAAAAUACAUUUUUGGUAAA
Molecule: messenger RNA, 3050 nt
Organism: Pseudopipra pipra
Lineage: Eukaryota; Metazoa; Chordata; Aves; Passeriformes; Pipridae
Gene: NAIF1
Product: nuclear apoptosis inducing factor 1
Exons: 3
Coding region: 527-1495 (322 amino acids)
Cellular component (GO): nucleus
Source: RefSeq, a predicted model, not a curated record